Messenger RNA from Homalodisca vitripennis (glassy-winged sharpshooter), 1041 nucleotides. RefSeq names its product vesicle-associated membrane protein 7 (gene Vamp7). Gene Ontology annotation, biological process: exocytosis; vesicle fusion. The transcript is spliced from 6 exons. Lineage: Eukaryota; Metazoa; Arthropoda; Insecta; Hemiptera; Cicadellidae. Gene Ontology annotation, molecular function: SNAP receptor activity; SNARE binding. The record is from RefSeq and is a predicted model, not a curated record. Gene Ontology annotation, cellular component: SNARE complex; membrane. Bases 226 to 888 code for a protein of 220 amino acids.
CAGACAGUAGAUACAGAUUGGAUUCAUGUCAAAAGCAAGAAACGAGUUUUGAUCAGGAGACGGUUGAACUGCGAAGCACUAACUAAAUUGUGAUUGUGAUCUUGAAAUUCUUUUAUCAAUAAAAUUUAUAAAAGUAAAAAUAUAGUAUUGGUUUGUGUCAUGAUAGGAGUGGUUGUAACUUGUUUUAUUGUGUAAUUCUGUUCCUUUUGAUCUACAAAACGAACAAUGCCUAUCCUGUACAGUGUGGUUGCAAGGGGGACCACGGUUCUUGCCAAGUAUGCGUCUUGCCCAGGAAACUUUGCCGAGGUCACGGACCAGAUACUCACAAAAAUUCCUCCUGAGAACGGGAAACUAACUCUGUCACAUGGCAGUUACUUAUUUCAUUAUAUCUGCGAGGAUCGCAUUGUCUACAUGUGCAUCACAGAUGAUGAGUUUGAAAGAUCAAGAGCGUUUCUGUACUUGAAUGAAAUAAAGCGCAGAUUCAAAUCCACCUAUGGAAAGCGUAGUGAAACUGCAAUCGCAUACGCGAUGAACACAGAGUUCUCGCCAAUCCUCAACAAUGAGAUGAAACAUUACUCGGAGUCUCGUGAUAUCGACGCAAUGUCCAGAGUUCAUGGAGAGCUGGAUGAGCUGAAGGAUAUCAUGGUCCGCAAUAUCGACAAUGUAGCGAUGAGAGGGGAGAAGCUGGAACUACUUGUGAACAAAGCGGAGAAUCUCAGUGCGAGCUCAGUCACGUUUAGAUCUCACAGCCGUAACUUGCAACGGUCUAUGUUCUGGAAAAAUAUCAAACUCUACCUGAUUAUUGGAGGAAUCGCUACAGUGAUAAUCUACAUAAUUAUCUCCAUGUCCUGUGGCUGGACUUGGUCAGCUUGCUUCAGCUCCUCCUAAUAGCUCGGAAGCAUCCCCCUCCUAGCUACUGUACUUCUACACUAACGUUAUUCCAUUUUAUUUACCAUUUUAAAGUUAUUUUUUUUCUCUAUUUAUAGAAUUACUCAUAUGUAUAUAAUGUUUUAUAAGCAAUUAAAUGUGAUUAUUUCCAGA